CCGAAAAGGACUGUUGACCUAUUGUUCGGACGGACGGCCAGAUAAGGCAAAAAUGCAGAGGCAAGAAAAUCCAUGAAAAACCCAAGCAGUGGUGUUUACUAAAAUUAGCUGAGAAGUCAUCGUUGGGACACGUCUCCGCACUGUAAGCUCAGAAACUUGGUUCGACAGAAGGUGACGUCUUUGUAAGCUUUGUCUGUGGGACUUGGUAAGUCGAGCUUCUUCAGCCUUUGAAAACACUCUGCCCCGUUAGAUACACCAACACCACCCAAAAAAAUCCCAUACCUUUUUUCUUCAUCGCAGUUUAUUGUUUGGCCUCUUCGGCUGAACUCCAAGAAUCUUAUCUUUACCCUUUGUUUCCCUUUUCAAGGAUUCCUUUUUUGUCGUCGUUUUCUGUUCAGUUUCUCCAGCUCGAACCACUCUGGGAUUCUGUUUGGAUGCCGAGAAAUACUAGAAAAUUAGAAGAAAAAAGAUAAACUAUUCACUCCAGAGGGACCAGGCUGCUUUCUUUUGACCCGUAUUAGACGUCGGUUUGGCUUUAUUUUGCGGGAACUGAAGCUCACUUCUUGAAAGAUUUUGUUUCUUUUCCCCUUCUUUCAACUGGCGACCAAGCUCUCCCCAUAUCCAACAAAUGGCCUUUGCUCGUCAGUUCACCUCGUUGGCUGAAUUAUCUUUGCCUUUUCAAAGCCACCGAUUUCUGGCUCCUCAAUUUUAUCAAACUUUCUUUUGGAGACAUAGUCUUAGAAGAAUUUCAACGAGGAUCUGCAACCACCAAAAUCCGAGCUUUGUUCUUAGGAAAAUACAACCGAAAACAAGAGAGUGUAGGCUGUUUAAAUCGGUGGAAUUGGACCAAUUUUUAACAAGUGAUGAUGAGGAUGAAAUGAGUGAAGGCUUUUUUGAGGCAAUUGAAGAACUGGAGAGGAUGACAAGGGAACCCUCUGAUAUUCUUGAAGAAAUGAAUGAUAGGUUGUCAUCAAGAGAGUUACAGUUGGUUUUAGUUUACUUUUCUCAAGAAGGGAGAGAUUCUUGGUGUGCACUUGAAGUCUUUGAGUGGCUCAAGAAGGAGAAUAAGGUUGAUAAUGAGACAAUGGAACUUAUGGUUUCUAUUAUGUGUAGUUGGGUCAAGAAGUUGAUUGAAGGAGAGGGUGAUGUUGGUGAUGUGGUUGACCUCCUUGUGGACAUGGAUUGCGUGGGGUUGAAGCCGGGUUUUAGUAUGAUUGAGAAGGUGAUUUCAAUGUAUUGGGAGAUGGAGAAGAAAGACGGAGCUGUUGUGUUCGUGAAGGAGGUUUUGAGACGGGGAAUUUCAUAUGAAGAUGAAGAUGGUGAAGGACAGAAGGGAGGGCCAACUGGUUAUCUUGCUUGGAAGAUGAUGGUUGAGGGUAACUACAGGGAUGCCAUCAAAUUGGUGAUUGAGCUUAGAGAAUCUGGGUUGAAGCCUGAGAUUUACAGUUACCUCAUUGCAAUGACAGCAAUAGUCAAAGAGCUUAAUGAAUUUGCAAAAGCCUUGCGUAAGUUGAAAGGUUUUGCAAGGUCUGGUUUGGUUGCUGAACUUGAUAUGGAAAAUGUAGAGCUUAUAAAAAAGUAUCAAUCUGAUCUUCUUGCUGAUGGACUAAGAUUGUCUAAUUGGGCAAUUCAAGAGGGAACUUCUUCACUUUUUGGGUUGGUUCACGAGAGGCUUCUUGCUAUGUAUAUUUGUGCUGGCCGUGGACUUGAAGCUGAAAGACAGCUGUGGGAAAUGAAACUUGCGGGUAAGGAGGCUGAUGGAGACCUUCAUGACAUUGUUUUAGCUAUUUGUGCUUCCCAAAAGGAGGCUAGUGCCAUAUCACGAUUGCUUACUAGAAUGGAAGUUUCAAGCUCUCUACGGAGGAAGAAAACUUUAUCGUGGCUAUUGAGAGGUUACAUUAAAGGAGGGCACAUUAGUGAUGCUGCAGAAACAGUGAUUAAAAUGCUUGAUUUGGGCUUACAUCCAGAAUAUCUAGACAGGGCAGCUGUUCUGCAGGAACUGAGGAAAAGGAUCCGACAGCCUGGAAACAUCGAAACUUAUGUUAAUCUCUGCAAGCGACUAUAUGAUGCGAGUUUGAUCGGACCUUGCCUUAUAUAUCUGUAUAUAAAGAAAUAUAAGCUUUGGGUUAUAAAAAUGCUUUAAAAGCUGAUGAAUGGCGAUGACAAUCUUGAACCCAGAUUUCUUUUUGAAGCAGUAUACUUUCUGGGUCAAGAAUUCAUUGGAAAAACACUGGAGUUUUGUAAAGGUGAAUUUUGUAUAGCUUUAAGUGGCCCUGGAGUCAGUAUAAGGAACAAGGAUGGUCGGUAAAUAUGCAGAUCAACAUUGAACACUGCAAAUACAUGUUGAGCAUUUUGUUCUAGGGCGUCAUGUAAAUACAUGUAUUAUACAUAAUAAAGAAUUCUCCUCAAAAUGUAACUAAUGUGACUACCGCAUUUGUGCUACAGAUACGUUCUUGCAUUAUUCC
Molecule: messenger RNA, 2465 nt
Organism: Theobroma cacao (cacao)
Lineage: Eukaryota; Viridiplantae; Streptophyta; Magnoliopsida; Malvales; Malvaceae
Product: pentatricopeptide (PPR) repeat-containing protein
Molecular function (GO): protein binding
Source: RefSeq, a predicted model, not a curated record